AUGGCUACUGUAAACCGAAAAAACGAUGCCGUCAAGUUCCCUACCAGCUUGAAUCUCUCGAACAAACAUGUAGCGACUACAUGUGGGCAUCAGCUACAUCCUGAACUACCGGAGAGGUUUCGGCCAGCGUACUGUCCAGUAUGCGAUAUCAUUGUAUAUCUCAACAUACUUCAUCAGCUGGCCAAAGCAUGGGACAGCAUAGGGGGACCUUGGGCUCAUUAUCAUGUAACACAUGGCGACUACCUUGUGUUUAGGGACACCUGGCAUGCUAUACGACUUAACAUUGAAGACUAUCUAGCUGAACUCCAAGAGGAGGCCGAACAUGAGGCUCGUUGGGAAAAUGAGCACCCUUUGGAGGCUGAUGCUGCGCGCGCAACGCUUUCUACCGCUCACGCCAUAUCGUCCGGACCCUGGCGAAAAUCCGGCAAAGCAAAGAAGAUGGUCAGCUUCGCCAAGGACACCAACUUGCAAAAGGUAGAGCAAAUGACCUGUAUCGUCGCAGUUCUGUUACCUAUGUGA
This is a messenger RNA of Plenodomus lingam JN3, 519 nucleotides long. The record is from RefSeq and is a predicted model, not a curated record. Lineage: Eukaryota; Fungi; Ascomycota; Dothideomycetes; Pleosporales; Leptosphaeriaceae.